AUGUCCUUCGAUAACAGCGAUCCAUAUGAUUACUCACAAGAUAUUGGUGGUAACACCUUUAACCGAUCAUCAGAAGCAUCCAUCAAUCCAUACUAUUCAUCUUCACAACAAGAACCAUUAGAAGAUUUCGAGACCUUGAGACGUAAAGCAAAGGAAAUUUCGAAAAGGGAAUACGAUUUGGAGAGAAGGGAAUAUGAAUUUCAAGCCAAAGUUAAAAGUCAAUUAUUGAACAAUAAUAAUAACACUGCUCAACCUUCACUCAAUUUUGUGGAAGCAAUUAUUCCUUCUGUAAACUCCCGUGCUGCUACUGCCACUGUUCCAAAGAAUUUUCCAUUCUGCUAUCCUAUAAUGUAUCACAAUAUUAGUUCCAUUCCACCAGAGUUCAUGAGAAGAAAAGUAGUUUAUAUGGGAUUCGUCUCGUGGAUAAUCUUUAGUCUAUGCUCCAUAUUGAACGCAGCAGCUGCCUAUACUACAGUAUUCUAUCCACUUCUAAUCAAGGGUGUUCCAUUGGAGAUUACAACAAUGAUGAAAGUGCAAUAUCUGGUGGUGGCAACAAUCAUGAUCUUUUUCCUUCCACCAGCUCAUUUCUUCCUCACCUAUUAUCCACUCUAUAAGGCAAUGGAAAAGGGUACUGUUCCAAGAUUUGUCUUGUUCUUUAUCAGUUAUGGUGUGGUGAUUAUUUUUUGUUUAUUUGGAAUGUCAGGAUUUAUGACAUACGGAUUUAGUGGAAUUAUGAUUGCUGUGUACUUUGAUCCACAUAUUUAUGGAGGUGUGAUUGGUGGCACUCCUGCAUUUGCUUGUAAUGUAGCUAUGGCUAUUAUUUGGUUACUACUGGCCAUCAAUUUUAUUGUCAUUUUAGUAUUGGGUGCUGUGGCUUUUAAGAGACUUAAGGGCUCUUUCAAACAAUUGAAAGAUUUUGGAACAACAUUUGUUGAUGGAAUGAAUGAAUGA
This is a messenger RNA of Naegleria gruberi, 951 nucleotides long. RefSeq lists its product as uncharacterized. The transcript has a single exon. Gene Ontology annotation, cellular component: recycling endosome membrane; trans-Golgi network membrane. Lineage: Eukaryota; Heterolobosea; Eutetramitea; Acrasida; Naegleriidae. The coding region runs from base 1 to 951 and encodes 316 amino acids. Gene Ontology annotation, biological process: protein transport. The record is from RefSeq and is a predicted model, not a curated record.